AUGGAUACCAUAUCAGCCAUCCCAGGAUGCGGAGGGAUGGAAAGGAUGCGCCUCAGGAUCCAAGGGUACGCUAAGGUCACGGCGGUCAUGCAUUUCCAGCAUCUUAAUGAGGACCUUUCUGCCGUCUACUGCAAUCGAGAUAUUGUCAUCAGUAUAGGCGAGGUCGGCAAUCACCAUCUCAAUAUCUUUCCGUAUAUGGUCCGCCGGAAACGAGCGCUCGACAAGCAAGAAACCGGCUAG
Messenger RNA from Uncinocarpus reesii 1704, 240 nucleotides. RefSeq lists its product as uncharacterized. The record is from RefSeq and is a predicted model, not a curated record. The transcript has 2 exons. Bases 1 to 240 code for a protein of 79 amino acids. NCBI's taxonomy places the organism in Eukaryota, Fungi, Ascomycota, Eurotiomycetes, Onygenales, Onygenaceae.